This is a messenger RNA of Debaryomyces tyrocola, 195 nucleotides long. The record is from the annotation of a GenBank genome assembly. Lineage: Eukaryota; Fungi; Ascomycota; Pichiomycetes; Serinales; Debaryomycetaceae.
AUGUUUUGGUGUAUGGAUGUGCCGAAAAUUGCUGCUUUCUACUGUAUUUGCAAUAAUGCUUUUUUUGAUGGUGAUGCUGGUGCUAACGGGAUUGAGCGGCAUGCUAAGAAGAUUGUGCAGUAUAGGAUGAAUGGGCUACAGAAAUAUAUGCUUAUAGUAUACGGAGUUUGCGGUGCAUUAAAUACAUUACGUUGA